UUCAACAGCAGCGACGACGCUCGUUUGGACACACUACACAGCAGCGGCUUGCUCGAUAUCGGCGCAGGCAUGGACUUAGACGAGGCCCUCGACGGUCUCGAGAUUCCUGCAGGCUUCAUCGGCGACGCAGAUGCUGCCCCCCCCGUCGCAGAGGAUCCUGCAGGCUUCAUCGGCGACGUCGCAGAUGCAGCCCCCCCCGUCGCAGAGGAGAUGCAGGUCGAUGGUCUGGACCAGUUCGGCGAGCUCGACGCCGCCGCCCUCGUGCCGAAGAGGAAGUUCGAGAAGAACUCCGCCCUCCACAUCGCCAACGCGAGGGAGGCCUUGUACAGGAAGCGUGCGAAGACCAGCAGCCAGAAGCUGAAGGCGCCUGAUUUCCAAUUGGCUGUGAAGGCAGUGUUCUUGAGGGCUAAGCAGAGGGUUAACAUCGGCGUGGACCAUCGUCGCCUCCAACUGGCUGCCACGAGGUACGUGCUUCGCAGACAGAUGCGUGCAGUCCAGCAUUGUUUGCGGAAGAGCUCGGCGUCUUUGAGCAACGGUGGAGGGCCUCAGCGCACGGUGCACGUCGCGGUCGGGCACAUGUGGGACGAGGUGGAGGUAAAGCAGAGUUGGAAACCAUCGGAACGAUACCGAACACUACGGAAGAAUAUGAGCAUGCCGACGUUGAUACAGCGCAGCACGAUGAACCUCACAUUGUACGACCACGCUCACGACCAGCAUCGGCAAUACCAAGAAUACUUCCUGACGCAACCACUCGAGGUCCACGGCACGACCGCACGCGAUCUACUACCAGGAGUCCGACGAGGAGUACCAGCAGCAUUCGACAUCUUGAACAGGCCAGCUUUGUACGAGGCAUUGGCCAGCGUCUCUAGCUUAACGUUUGCGCCCAUGUGCGACAGGGCCAGCGCCAACGUUGUCAUGAUACGAACGUGGGGGCACGAGGCUGAGAACAAGAUCUACUUGGAGAACCCCGUGCUAGGGAAAAAACUUCUGUAUUUUCCCGACACUUGCGGUGUGCACGCCCACCAUAGGGGCAAACUCAAGAUCAAGGGAUUGCGCAGCCAUACGAUGAGGCACUACUCGAUAUCUUCAGUUUUCAGGUUGCGAGGGCAGCUUUCCAAGAACAUUGCGCAGAUCGAGCGUCUCAUUGAAGCCAAAUUGGUUCGUGAGGUGGGCCCUCCUCCGCCGUGGGCGCACACCAUGGAGCGCGUUGUGGACCUCCUGUACGACCUUGAGGCUGACCACCACAAGCGGACCACGAGCAAUGGCGGCCAGUACGAGUCACAAUUGGUUGCAGACCUCAGGGAGCUUGCGAAGAUGGCCAACGGAAGCCUCUCCAACAAAGCAUUUGUGCAUCACUGCUGGGACUGCGCUACAGGCAGGGCCUGCUGCACAUCCAGGAAGCAAGCGGACAUCGACGACACCACGGCGGCAAACGUCAGCGUAGACGAGGAAGGGGCGCAGGAAUUUUGGUCUCACCUCAAUCGUGUUCGCCGCAAGAAGGUGAAAGAAUACUACGAGUCUGAUCGUGUGAUGAACGAACUUGUGAUUUACACUAGUGUAUUGGAAGCAACUGACUCGAACCUUCUUUAUCCAGUUCUUGGCGACGCUAUGCGAGAUGCGGAAGGUGAUAAGAGCAAGAUGGACGUCCUCCUCGACAAGGACUCUUCCAGGAUUGGCGCGUUCAGCGAGAACAUGCUUCGACUGAUUGACAACUGGAACUCUGGGGACCCAACUCGUGGCCACUGGGUCUUACUAGAUAUCCUCGGUGCGCCGCUUACCAACCAGGAGUUCGCCAAAUGGUCGAGAGGUCAGGCCCUAAAAAUGAAUUCCAUCAUGUCGAGGAGAUACGAGGUCAGGUUCGCCACAUGGCCUUACAAACUUUAUGCAUUGUCUCACGGAAGGUCGACCGAGGAGGAGAAGAAUGCGAUUGCCCGCGAAGCCCUGGCCGUCAACAACUACAUGGUCGACUGCUACACGAUCGGCAUCCGUCGGCUGUGGCCCACGCCAGAGGAUGCGCCUGUGGAUGCAGAACAACAGCUCGUUGUUGCGGAGCCUGGGAUCUUCCAUGCCAACUUCGUGGAGCCAAUUUCAGAGCAGAGGCCGAACCCGAUGUUGCCGCCGCACGCGCUCACGCAGGGCGACGACAGCAGCGCCAAGUCGAAGAAGGGCUUGAACCCGUACCUCCUUGAGAAGAACAAGUACCUACAGGCAGCCAGAUCGGCGAAAGGGGCAAGCCUCACCGCAGAGGAGGUGGAACAGCAUUCGGCAGCCUUCAAGCAGAUCUGGAUGGAGUCGGACCUGGACGUUUACGCGGAGGCAUACCAGUUGUGGCGACAAAGGCGGGACAACGACGAGCGACCUCCUGCGCCUCCGAAGUAUUCGUUGUGCUGGGGAGGUGGGUGCCACGGUGCGCCAGUUACUCCAGAAGAGAUGUGCGCUGAGAUCGAGGAGUUCGGCUGGCCCACCUUGAACGACAUGCUUGACAAGAACCUUGAAGAGAGGAGCGUGCCCCCUACCGCCGACUUGGACGUGAACGAGAGCGCUGGUUACGAUCCUUGGGGCGUGGCUCGCUCUGCACGCAAUGCAGACAGAGCUGCGUCGAGGUGCCCUGCUGCGUUCUACUUCGUGGAGAAGAGCGUCUGGAACUACUUGGCCUCGGUCGGGGCUGGUCGUGGCACAUCGGAUCCAGCUGACGUCAUGAUCGUCAUUGCUGGGCCAGCGGUUGGAGGCGGCCACAAGCGGUACGCGGUCUUGGUGACGGACGUGACGCUGAACCCGCAGGUGUUCGACGUGACCAUCAACGAUUUCGAGGACUGCGCGAAC
Prorocentrum cordatum is the source of this 2823-nucleotide messenger RNA. NCBI's taxonomy places the organism in Eukaryota, Dinophyceae, Prorocentrales, Prorocentraceae. The record is from the annotation of a GenBank genome assembly.